Molecule: messenger RNA, 960 nt
Organism: Rhodotorula toruloides NP11
Lineage: Eukaryota; Fungi; Basidiomycota; Microbotryomycetes; Sporidiobolales; Sporidiobolaceae
Product: arsenical resistance protein ArsH
Exons: 4
Coding region: 1-960 (319 amino acids)
Molecular function (GO): oxidoreductase activity
Source: RefSeq, a predicted model, not a curated record
AUGCUCGCGAGGGUUGCUCUGCGUGCAGUCUUCGCUUCUCGACCAGCACUCGCCGUCUCCGCCCGUCCGCGCCUUUCGCCUCUCCUUCGCACGCUCGGCAUGACUGCUACGCUUUCGAACGGACACCCGCCGUCAACUCUCGCCUCUGUCGGCGAGAGUAUCGCCCACAUGCGCGAGGAAGAGGUCGAUCGGCGAUAUAGGCCGUUCUUGGCGACGAAGAAUGGAGAGGACGAGCCGGACUGGGUUGAGGCGCUCGAGCUGGAUACGGCGCGGGAGAUGCAGGCGAAGGAGAAGCGGGUCAAGGUGUUGGUGUUGUAUGGCUCGCUGCGUCAACGUUCCUUCUCCCGCCUGACAGCCUACGAAGCCGCCCGAGUCCUCGCUCGGUUAGGCGCCGACGUCCGAGUCUUCGACCCGACAGGCUUGCCCAUCAAGGACGACGUCUCGGACAAGCACGAGAAGGUGGUCGAGCUGCGAGCGUUGUCUGACUGGAGCGACGCGCACUUCUGGUGUUCGCCUGAACAGCAUGGGACUGUUACUGCUGUGUUCAAGAAUCAGAUCGACUGGAUCCCGCUAAGCGUAGGCUCUGUCCGCCCAACGCAAGGCCGUACCGUGGCUGUCUGCCAAGUCAACGGCGGAAGCCAGUCGUUCAACGUUGUCAAUCUGUUGCGAGUCCUCGGAAGAUGGAUGCGCAUGUUUGCCAUCCCGAACCAGUCGAGCAUACCGAUGGCAUGGAAGCAGUACACCUCCUCCGACCGCCUCUUGCCCUCCUCAAAUCGCGACCGACUAGUCGACAUCUGCGAAGAGCUAAUCAAAGUGACGCUUCUCCUCCGGCCACAUUUCGAUCUGCUGGGCGACCGGUACUCGGAGAGGGAGGAGAAGAGGGAGCAUGGGAGGUUGAGGACUCAGGCGGAGGUUGAGGCGGCGAAGAACACGAAAGGAGCGCAGAAGGAUGCGAAGUAG